AUGGCCGCCGAUCUGGGGGACCCCAAAACUCCCCCGGCCCCCCCAAAACGCUUCUUCCGCAAGAGCGUGGAGGUGCUGGAGGAGGAGGAGCGGGGCGAGCGCGGCGGCGACCCCGGCCCGCGGGGCGACCCCCGGCUCGGGGGCGGCGAGGAGGGCGAGGAGGAGGCGGAGAUGAAGGCCGUGGCCACCUCGCCCGGCGGCCGCUUCCUCAAGUUCGACAUCGAGCUGGGGCGCGGCGCCUUCAAGACGGUCUUCAAGGGCUUCGACACCGACACCUGGGUGGAGGUGGCCUGGUGUGAGCUGCAGGACCGCAAGCUGACCAAGGCGGAGCAGCAGCGCUUCAAGGAGGAGGCCGAGAUGCUCAAGGGGCUGCAGCACCCCAACAUCGUCCGCUUCUACGACUCCUGGGAGUCCUCGCUCCGCGGCAAGAAGUGCAUCGUCCUCGUCACCGAGCUCAUGACCUCGGGCACCCUCAAGACGUACCUCAAGAGGUUCAAGGUGAUGAAGCCGAAGGUGCUGCGGAGCUGGUGCCGGCAGAUCCUGAAGGGGCUGCAGUUCCUGCACACGAGGACGCCGCCCAUCAUCCACCGCGACCUCAAGUGCGACAACAUCUUCAUCACCGGCCCCACCGGCUCCGUCAAGAUCGGCGACCUGGGGCUGGCCACGCUCAUGCGCACGUCCUUCGCCAAGAGCGUCAUCGGGACCCCCGAGUUCAUGGCCCCCGAGAUGUACGAGGAGCGCUACGAUGAGUCCGUGGAUGUCUACGCCUUCGGGAUGUGCAUGCUGGAGAUGGGCACGUCCGAGUACCCCUACUCCGAGUGCCAGAACGCCGCCCAGAUCUACCGCAAAGUCACCAGCGGCAUCAAGCCGGCGAGUUUCCACAAGGUGACGGACCCCGAGGUGAAGGAGAUCAUCGAGGGCUGCAUCCGGCAGAACAAGGCUGAGAGGCUGUCCAUCCGGGACCUGCUGGACCACGCGUUCUUCGCCGAGGACACGGGGCUGCGCGUGGAGCUGGCUGAGGACGACGCGGGGCUGGACCCGGCGCUGGCGCUGCGGCUCUGGGUGGAGGACCCCAAAAAGCUCAAGGGCAAGCACAAGGACAACGAGGCCAUCGAGUUCAGCUUCAACCUGGAGGCUGAUGUCCCCGAGGAGGUGGCCUAUGAGAUGGUGAAAUCCGGGUUCUUCCACGAGAGCGACUCCAAGGCCGUGGCCAAAUCCAUCCGGGACCGGCUGGCGCUGGUGAGGAAGACGCGGGAGAAGAAGCAGGCGGAGGGCAGGGGGGGCCCCGAGGGCCGGGGGGGCCCCGAGAGCGAGGACACCGAGGUCGAUCAGCACGUGAGGCAGCAGCUGCUGUGGGAGCAGCCCCCUCCUGGUCCUGCCGAGGGGGUCCCGGAUAAUGUUCCUCCCCCAGAUGUCUCCGGUCCCUGCAGUGUCACCGGAGCACCUGAGCAGCUCUGGGGGUACCCACAGGGAGCCCAGGAUGGGGUGUCCCCCCCUGUGCCACCACCGGUGACCCAGGGGACCGAGGGGACAGCAGAGGAUGGCACCGGAGGAGCCACCACGGAGCCACCUGGGCCUGAGGGGGAGCCCUGUGGCUGUGGCGGGGGGUCGGUGACAGUGGGGACACAGCCACAGGUGGCACCCGGGGCACCGGGGCCGGGGAUGGCACCGAGAGUGGCAGCGGGGGUGGCACUGCCAGCUGCGGGGGUGACGGCGGCUCCUGGAGUGUCACCAGCGCAAGGGGUGCCACCUCCUGCUGGAGUGCCACCGGCCCCGGGGGUGACACCAGCUCUGGGGGUGACACCAGCUCUGGGGGUGCCACCUCCAGCUGGAAUGUCACCAGCCCAAGGGGUGACACCAGCUCCACGGGUGACACCAGUCCAGGGGAUGACAUCAGUGCCAGGGGUGACACCACCCCAAGGCAUGCCAUCAGCUCCAGGGAUGCCACCAGCUCCAGGGGUGACACCAGCGCAGGGGAUGGCAUCAGUGCCAGGGAUGCCACCAGCUCCAGGGAUGACACCAGGUCCAGGGGUGACACCAGCCCAAGGAAUGGCAUCAGUGCCAGGGGUGACCCCAGCCCAAGGGAUGCCACCUGGUCCAGGAGUGCCAGCCCCAGCUGGGGUGCCACCACAGUUGGUCCCCAUGAUGCAGCUGCAGCCAGGCCUUGGAAUGCCACCAACAGCCCCUGGGAUGCCACCAGGUCCAGGAAUGCCACUGCCAUCUGGGAUGCCACCAGCCCAGGGGAUGCCACCACAGCCAGUCCCCACCAUGCAGCCGCAGCUGGUGCCAGGGAUGUCACCAGCUCCAGGGAUGCCACCAGUGGUGGGGAUGUCACCAGCUCUGGGGAUUCCACCACUGUCCGUCAUGACACCAGUCAUGGGGAUGUCACCGGCCCCGGAGAUGCCACCUCCAUCCAUGAUGCCACCAGCCCAAGGAAUGCCACCUCCAUCUGUGAUGCCACCAGUCAUGGGAGUGUCACCAGCCCCAGGGGUGCCACCUGCCCAAGGGAUGCCACCACCAUCCAUGAUGCCACCAGCCUCAGAGAUGCCACCACCAUCCAUGGUGCCACCAGCCAUGGUGAUGCCACCAGCCAUGGUGAUGCCACCAGCACAAGGGAUGCCAGCUCCACCCAUGAUGCCACCAGCCCAAGGGAUGCCAACUUCAUCCGUGAUGCCACCAGCCCCAGGGGUGCCACCUCCAUCUGUGCUGCCACCAGCCCCAGGGAUGUCACAAGCUCCAGAGAUGCCACCACCAUCCAUGAUGCCACCAGCCAUGGGGAUGCCACCAGCCCCAGAGAUGCCACCACCAUCCAUGAUGCCACCAGCCAUGGGGAUGCCACCAGCCCCGGAGAUGCCACCACCAUCCCCAAUGCCACCAGCCGUGGGGAUGCCACCAGCCCCAGAGAUGCCACCACCAUCCCCAAUGCCACAACCCCUGAUGCUCCCUGGCCCUGAGGACCCCUCGGUGCCCGCCGAGGCCGCGUCCCUGCUGCGUGUCCCCGAUGUCCCCGAUGUCCCCGGGCCGCGUGCCCGGCAGCGCCGCGCGUCGUGCCAGCGCCCUGCCCGCUUCCAGCUCACCGUGCUGCAGGUGUCCUCAGCUGGGGACAACACGGUGGAGUGCCAGCUGGAGACCCACGACAGCAAGAUGGUCACCUUCAGGUUUGACGUGGAUGGGGACGCGCCCGAGGACAUCGCCUGCUACAUGGUCGAGGACAACUUUGUCCUGGAGGGGGAGCGGGACAAGUUCGUGGAGGAGCUCAAGGCCAUCGUGGAGCAGGCACGGGGGCUCCUCGGGACCCCCGCCCCGGACCCCCAGGUGGGACCCCUGGAGCCGCCAGCGGGUGGGGAAGGACCCCCCCAAUCGUCACCCGUGGGGCGCUGGAGGUUCUGCAUCAACCAAACCAUCCGGAACCGCGAGGCCACCGGCCCUGGGGGACCCCCGCCUGCACGGAGAGCCCUGGGGACAUCCCAAGGGGGUCCCCAAGAACAGGGGACAAACAGGAGCGGAGCGUCGGAGCAGGACGGGCCAGGGGGGCUGGAGAUGGCGGUCCCCAAAGCCCAGGACCUGGAUGUCCCCCAGGGACAGGAGUCAGCUGUCCCCAAACCGGAGGAGCUGGGUGUCCCCCAGGCUUUGGGGACAGCUGUCACUGUUCCCCAGGAGGUGGCUGAACCCACAGCACCAGAGAGGAUCAACCCUGAACCCCAAGAUCUGAGGGCUCCCCAAGGCUCAGGGCUGAGUGUCCCCAGCCCUGGACACCCGGACGUGGCUGUCCCCAAACCUCCGGAGCUCAAUGGCCACCAAGAGCCCCUCGUCCCUGGGGACACAGAGCCAGGUGUCCCCCAGGAAGAGGGGACAGUCACUGCCCCAUUGGAGCAGGAGGGACCCAGGGAACCGCCCGAGCCCCCAGAGCCGGACGUGUCCCAAGAGCCAGGUGACCCCCAAGGACUGGGGACAAUCGUCACUGGAGCCCCAGAGCCACCAGGUGACUCCCAAGGACUGGGGACACUUGUCACCGGUGCUUGGGGGCAGGAGGGACCCCCGGGACCAGAGGCCGUGCCCCCCGCCCGCCCCCCGCCCGGGGCUGCCUCGUUCCCGCUGGGGCUGUGCCCGCGCCUGCGCAGCCCCCGCAAGGGCUGGGGGCGCCGCAUCAAGAGCUGGGCCCGGCGCCUGCGCCCCCCGUCUGGGGGGGGAGACCCCCACACAGAGGAGCCAGAGGAACUCGGGGACCCCUCACGGCGAGGGCACUGCCAGCCACCCCCCGAGCCCCCCGACCCCGAGGGCGACUGGGGGGGCCCCAGCUCGGGCAGCGAGAGUGGGGGGCUGGGGGGACCCCCGCACCCCCCUGGAGCCCCCCUGCUCCCCCCGGGGUCCCCCGAGACCCCCCUGAGCAGCGAUGGGGACUCGGAGCCCGAGGACGAGGCGCUGCGGGAGCAGCUGCGGCGGCUGCGGGAAAAGCACAUCCAGGAGGUUCUGGAGCUGCGGGCACGGCAGGACCGGGAGCUGCGGGAGCUGCACCGGCGGCUCCGAGCCCUCAAAGAGGCCCGGGGGGACCCCCCGAAAUGGGGAGGGGGCGGCGGGACCCCCCCCCAGCGAGGCCAUGGGGGGUCCCCGCGGCGGCCUCGGGGGGCCCGGGCGCGAGGGAGGGGCCGGGGCGUGGCCCUGACAGAGGCCUCAGCCCCCUCCCCGGGCCCCCCGACCCCCCCGGCCCCCCCAAAAAAGGGGCUCUUCACCGACGACCUGCACCGGCUGGUGGAUGAGUGGGUCCAGGACACGGCCAGGGCCCAGGCCACCUCCUCGUGGGUCUCCACCCUGCGCGGCACCCGUGGGACCCCCCGAAAAUGGGGGGAGCUGCCCCCCCCCCAAACCUGUCCUGCGUGGGGGGGGCAGCCCCCUCCCCCCGGGGGCUGAGUGAG
Messenger RNA from Melozone crissalis (California towhee), 4913 nucleotides. RefSeq names its product serine/threonine-protein kinase WNK2-like. NCBI's taxonomy places the organism in Eukaryota, Metazoa, Chordata, Aves, Passeriformes, Passerellidae. Gene Ontology annotation, biological process: monoatomic ion homeostasis; positive regulation of potassium ion import across plasma membrane; protein phosphorylation. The transcript has 20 exons. The record is from RefSeq and is a predicted model, not a curated record. Gene Ontology annotation, cellular component: cytoplasm; cytosol. Gene Ontology annotation, molecular function: protein serine/threonine kinase activity; ATP binding; chloride channel inhibitor activity. The coding region runs from base 1 to 4908 and encodes 1635 amino acids.